GUUGUUGGCUGCGUCCGCGUCCCCCGCUGUGUCCCCGUGUUGUGCUAUUCCCUGGAUCGGCGUGAUUGUCCGUCAUCCUGACACGUUCACCUGAAUACGAGUGAAUCCGAAGAAUGUCAGCAUCAUCCAGAGGGUAAACGAUUGCCACCUGGAUGACAUCCGUCGCAGGGGUGGAAUGUCAACUGCAUCAAAACGGAUAUCUUUAUUGCUAUUUGGCUGGCGCAACAACGAAUGCUCCAUCAAGACGAAAAAGGCUCUGGGAGCCUUUCCACGGUGACAUUGAGUAUCAACAAUGUCCAAUGUGCAAUUAAGCAGUACGGCGCUGCAUCAUACUGUAAGUGCAAGAAGCCAAAACCAAGUGAGCGCCUUUUACACACCUCUUACUUCGUUCGCUGAAAUGUGGUAUCAAAUUUUCUUAUGGGCAUUAUUCUCAUCAAUAUUUGUCCACACAAUUGCCGCAGCAAUUUGUUUCGCAACGUUAAGAAAACAUAAAUAUGGAAAAUUCUUCCCAUUAUUAAUUUUAAUAAUGGGAUUUCUACUGCCACUUACAUCCGGCGUACUAAACUCAGCAACAGUUGCAUUCGUCUAUCGUGCAUCGAGUUAUCAAAUGCCACCCCUGUACGCACUAUUCUGGGGAAUUGGACAAACGGUUUUGGCCGGUUGCAUUGGCUUCACGAGGAUAUUAGCAACUUUAUAAGCACCGCAACAAUUCUGGUAAAACCAGGAGAAAAUGAGAGGGCAAAUAAUAUGGAACUGGUGCUCGUAUUUGAAUCAACAAAAGCACUACCUCCGCUGUGCAUUCUUUUAUGGCAUUGACAACUCCUCAAUUGAUUUAUAAAUUUAGGGUAACGUGGAUUAUCUGUUCGUCGUAAUUUGUAGAUAGAAAAAUCGGUUGAUGCGGUAUCACGGGAUCCAUCAAAUAUCAUACCGAAACUCACUCGCGUCUUUCAUGUGAUUUGUGAUUGUAUCCAGUGAUGACGUACAUCACUUUAUUUUUGUAAUCACGAUGCAGUCAUUUUUUGCAGCUGUUUUUCGAUAUUUUCUGUUGAAUAAUUUUCCGGAAAAUUUUCGAAAAUUUACCAGCUUUCUUCUACUUUUAUUCACUUGUAAAUAUCCAACGUAGUAAUGUCGAGUAUUUGCGACACUUUAAUUCCAUUCAAGAUCAUUAUUUUAAGCUAGAUUUAUUCGUGCAAAAAAUUAAAAAAAACGACGAUUUUUUAGAUCUAUAAAUCGUCAAUUUUCGCACAAACUUGUUCCGAGAUAAAAUAGCCACAGUUGGAUGAUUCGUAGGAUCAUAGACGAUGUUGGUAAAUGGAGGACGAGAGGAACAUCAGUGUAUUGAGUCCGUACAAUUGUACCAUCCUUUUUACCUCAUAUUUGAGUCCACAAUAUUCGUAAAAGAGUUAAUGUUAAGCAAUGAUCUGUUCUGUACAUACUCGUAUCCGUUCUCCACUAGGAUAAUGUGUAUAUAAUCACCCAUUAUUCAAUUAUCGCGUUAUAUUUAUGAAUAUUAUACAAUUAAUCAUCAGUAAUUAAUUUUUAAACGAGAAACAACGCGAUGAAAGUGAUUAAUGGAGAGGUCAGUGUGGAGAAUCGUUCUCUACUGGAGUAAUAAAAUCUUGUCUGAAAGAGGAA
Messenger RNA from Diachasmimorpha longicaudata, 1635 nucleotides. RefSeq names its product transmembrane protein 170B. The transcript is spliced from 4 exons. The record is from RefSeq and is a predicted model, not a curated record. Bases 293 to 697 code for a protein of 134 amino acids. Lineage: Eukaryota; Metazoa; Arthropoda; Insecta; Hymenoptera; Braconidae.